Messenger RNA from Suillus subalutaceus, 1353 nucleotides. RefSeq lists its product as uncharacterized. The transcript has 8 exons. The record is from RefSeq and is a predicted model, not a curated record. The coding region runs from base 1 to 1353 and encodes 450 amino acids. Lineage: Eukaryota; Fungi; Basidiomycota; Agaricomycetes; Boletales; Suillaceae.
AUGUCGGCAACAACGCUCUCUCACUGGCCUGGCCCAGAUAUCGACAUGACGGCGCUUCAGUGGCACACCAUUAGCGCCAUUGUUCCUUCCCUGGGCCAUUUUACCAGUCCGUCGAACGCGGGACUUAAUGGUGCCACACUGUAUGACACCGUUCAAGCAGAUGGCGCCACAGGAAACGCCACUGUAGAUGCAACUACAUUCCGAACGGAGUGUGGGUUGCUCCGUAAUUCCGAGUUGAGCUACACCCCAAAGCUGAAUGCCAAUCAAUUCGGAGACUACGUGGUCGAGCCUCAAGUUUCAGGUGGCGAGCAGACCAGGAAAUGGCCAGCCAGGCUGGUACCCUCCCUUCUUUCCAUGUCUGACCUUUUCCCUGGACCCACCAUCGUAUUCGUAAUUCCUAUGUCCAUCGAUGUUGAUGACUCCCUGAAAUCAGCAACCGUACAGCACAUGAACUGGGAAUACCAAUCCGACAGUCCACAAGCUCCGAUCAUCUCGACUGUACUUGAUGCUCAUUUAAUAGGUUGCAACAUAUAUGUUGAACACUAUACGGCGGAAGUCGAUACGGAAACAGGUCAAUUACUGUCACUCUUACCACCCCCGGUUCUAUCUCCUCCUUCGAACUGGAAGGCAUGGACGGCGCCAAAGGGAGACAAUAUUCGUGAUAUCUGGUCGCCGCCAGAAGUACUAGGUCAGUAUAGGCGUAAUAAAAAUUGGCUUGCAUAUCCAUUCAGGACUGGAGCUAUGCACCCCGUAAAGAUUUGUAUGACUCAAAGUCAAGCAACCUGCUACGGAAUCUCUCUUCUCGAGCUGUAUUUUAUGGAAGAAAUCGGUUUACCUAUGGUUUUGGAAGAGCAAGAUUCUAAGCCACCACCUCCAUCUGGUCCAAAGAAGGUUCUUUGUAGUCGCCACCAAUUCGAAUCUAGUCUCUCUAAGAUAUUCGCAUCGUUGUUGUGGACCGGUAAAGUGUUUUAUUUAUCACGUGUACCAGACUUGAAAGACGAUGCAGGCGCAAAACUCGGCUCCGAUGCUGGUGGCUUUGACCCAAGACCAGGUAGCACUGUCGUUUCUCGGCAGGUUAUAAAAUGGCAUCUCAACAUCAACUUGUGGCCUUUGGCAGUCGCAUUGGCCGCUUCGUUGACCAUGUUAGCCCUCUCGAUCUACAUGUCAGGUGGCAUAUAUCGGCAAAAAAACAGGACACUCAUAGAUAGUGCUGGCAUUCUCCAGAUCAUCUGGCUGACAAACCGUCUCCGCGUGCUGAAAGACCUCGUGAGUAAGGUGGAUGAUCCAAAAGAAGAUAUUCUUCGUUCUGCUGGGAUGUUGGAAGUGGAUCUGUUACAAGAGCUAAACAGGUAG